AUGGAGGUAGCACUUACUACAAUAACAACAAGAAGUAUGGACUAUCACAAUGGGGCCAACACUUACUAUAACAACAACAAUAACAACAAGGAGUAUCACAAUAGAGGUAACACUUACUACAACAACAACAAUAACAACGAGGAGUAUCACAAUGGGGGUAGCACUUACUAUAACAACAACAAUAACAACAAGGAGUAUCACAAUAGAGGUAACACUUACUACAACAACAACAAUAACAACGAGGAGUAUCACAAUGGGGGUAGCACUUACUAUAACAACAAUAACAACAAUAACAACAACGAGGAGUAUCACAAUGGAGCUAGCACUUACAACAACAACAAGAACAACAAUAAUGUGGAGUACUAUAAUAGUUAUAGUGCUAGCAACAACAACAACAAUAAUGAGGUGUACUUUAAUAGUUAUAGUGCUAGUAACAACAAUAACAACAACAACAAUAACAACGAGAGAGGAGUAUCACAAUGGGGUAGCACUUACUAUAACAACAAUAACAAUGAAGAGUAUCACAAUGGAGCUAGCACUUACAACAACAACAACAACAACAACAACAAUAAUGUGGAGUACUAUAAUAGUUAUAGUGCUAGCAACAACAACAACAAUAAUGAGGAGUGCUUUAAUAGUUAUAGUGCUAGCAACAACAACAACAAUAACAACGAGAGGUACUUCAAUGGUGGCAGUACUAAUAACAACAACAACUACUACUACCACAACAACGACAAAGAGGAGUAUCAAGAUGGGGGUAGCACUUACUACUAUAACAAUAACAACAACAACAAAGAGUACUACAGUGGUGGCAUUACUAACAACAACAAUAACAAAGAUGAGUAUUACAAUGGGG
This is a messenger RNA of Nicotiana tabacum (common tobacco), 856 nucleotides long. Lineage: Eukaryota; Viridiplantae; Streptophyta; Magnoliopsida; Solanales; Solanaceae. The record is from RefSeq and is a predicted model, not a curated record.